UUCUUAGAUUUUAUUACUAUAUCAUAUGCUUUGGUCAUUUUUUACAAAAUUUGUUCUUUUUCUAGUAGCAGAUUCUUCUUCAACUAUAUGUAUUAAAACACUCUCAAAAAAUAAUACCCUUGAAUUAUUGUGUAAUCUAAACCUUAACAAAUGAUUCCCAAUUCUUCCUCAGUUUGAUUUGUAUAGCUUUCAAAGUGUCAAAAUCUGCAACAACCGACCACAUGUUUGAUUAAUUAUUGCUUGAUGCUCCAAAUUUUAGGAUUUCCAAAGGACAGAUAAGUUGGUGAUAAGCUUUAGAUUUCCUUGUAAAAAAUUGCAACUUUUUUGAAAAAAUAAAUAUGAAUUAUGGGUUUUACUCAAAUUUGAUAAAAAAAAUUCUGGGUUUUACUUAAUUUUUCCUGAUUUUGUGCUCCUGCACCCAUUUCUUGAUCUGGGUUGUGGUUGGUUACUAAGAGGAUAAGCCCAAAUUCUGUCUGUUUGGUAAAGGAAAUUUGGAAUCUUUUGUUUUUGGGAUUCCUUGAUUCUCCUCUUUCUUUCUGUGGGUUGGUUAAAUUUUUUUUGGGGUAUAAUUUUUCUUGCUUAAUUUUGCUACUUGUUGCAUUUAUUUCACUUUCUCUCACUUUUUUUUUAUAAAAAAAAGUAUAAUUUUGGUAGCUAAUACUUUGAUGGAGGAUAAGUUGGCAUCUUCUUGUGUUUUCUGGUCUUUAAUCUGUUUCUUAGUGGUGGGAUAUAGGAAAAGUGGGGUGUGAGAGCUCAUCUUAGCUUAAAUUUGUUAUACCCUUUUUCUUCAUAUUCUUAUCCCUCUUUAUUUUAUGCACUUAUUAUUCUCUUCAAAAUUUGAUUAUUUUUUUGAGUUGGGUGUCCUUGUUUCUCUCUAUUCCACCUGAAUUUUGCCUCUUGAGAUACUACUGUGGAUGAGUUUGCUUCAUAUUGUUGGUUUUGGGUUUAAGGUGGGCCAUGUUCUUCUAAUGAUAUGUUGUUGGUUUAUCUCUGUGAUCCCCAUGAAUUGGCUUAUUAAUGGUGGGUUAAUGGAUGCUAAGCCUAGUUUGGUUGGUGAUGAUGGGAAAGUUUUGAGUGAUUGGUGGGAGAAAAUUAUUGGUAGUAGCUGCAAGAUCCAUCAUCACUAUUACCAUUAUAUUGGGUCAAAAAAGUUGAGAAAAACAUGGUGGAAAAAGUUAUUAGUUGCUUGGGUUGUUUUGUGGAUCAUAGUUUGUUUAUCAAUCUUCUGGUAUAUGAGUUCACAAGCUUUUGAAAAGAGGAAAGAAGCUCUAGCAAGUAUGUGUGAUGAGAGAGCUAGGAUGUUGCAGGAUCAGUUUAAUGUCAGUAUGAAUCAUAUUCAAGCUAUGUCCAUCUUAAUUUCUACUUUUCACCAUGGCAAAUUUCCAUCUGCUAUUGAUCAGAGAACUUUUGCAAUAUACACUGAGAGAACUGCUUUCGAGCGCCCCCUAACAAGCGGGGUUGCAUAUGCUGUGAAAGUGCUCCACUCUGAAAGAGAACAAUUCGAGAAGCAACACGGCUGGACGAUUAAGAGGAUGGAUACUGUUGAACAAAAACCUGUUCAUAAGGAUGAUUAUGCUGUGGAAAAGCUGGAGUCUUCUCCAAUUCAAGAAGAGUAUGCCCCUGUCAUCUUUGCGCAAGAUAUCAUAAAACAUGUGGUUUCUGUGGAUGUGCUUUCUGGAAAGGAGGAUCGUGAAAAUGUAUUGCGUGCAAGAGCAUCUGGAAAGGGAGUUCUCACCGCCCCUUUCCCAUUGCUCAAAACAGGCCGCCUUGGAGUUAUUUUAACUUUUGCAGUGUAUAAAAGAGAUCUUCCUUCCAAUGCUACCCCAGAUGAACGAAUUCAGGCUGCUGAUGGGUAUCUAGGAGGGGUUUUUGACAUAGAAUCGUUGGUGGAGAAGUUACUUCACCAGCUUGCCAGCAAACAGACUAUACUUGUAAAUGUGUAUGACACAACUAACCGCUCGCACCCGAUCAGCAUGUAUGGUUCGAAUGUAUCUGGUGAUGAUCUCGAGCACGUGAGCCCACUGAGCUUUGGAGAUCCUUUUAGAAGGCAUGAGAUGCGUUGUAGAUUUAAACAGAAACCUCCUUGGCCGUGGUUAGCCAUUACGACUGCUGUUGGGAUACUAGUGAUUGCAUUACUUGUUGGUCAGAUAUUCCAUGCAACCGUAAAUAGGAUUGCCAAAGUGGAGGAUGACUACCACGAGAUGAUGGAGCUUAAGAAACGAGCUGAGGCAGCAGACGUGGCAAAGUCCCAGUUCCUUGCUACUGUGUCUCAUGAGAUCAGAACCCCCAUGAAUGGUGUUCUAGGAAUGCUUCACAUGCUUAUGGACACCGACUUGGAUGUAACUCAACAAGAUUAUGUACGGACAGCUCAGGCCAGUGGAAAGGCUCUAGUUUCUCUUAUCAAUGAGGUUCUUGACCAGGCAAAGAUUGAAGCGGGUAAACUUGAGCUAGAAGCUGUUACUUUCGAUCUCCGGGCAAUUCUAGAUGAUGUGCUAUCCCUCUUUUCAGGGAAGUCUCAAGGGAAAGGAGUAGAGCUUGCAGUCUACAUUUCUGAGCAAGUGCCAGAGUUGGUUAUUGGUGAUCCCGGAAGGUUUCGCCAAAUUAUUACAAAUCUUAUGGGAAAUUCGAUUAAAUUCACAGAAAGAGGACACAUAUUUGUGACGGUCCAUCUUGUGGAGGAGGUGAGAGAUUCAAUUGAGGUGGAAACUGAGCUAUCACCAAGGAACACCUUAAGUGGUUUGCCUGUCGCAGACAGACGCAGAAGCUGGGCUGGAUUGAAAGCUUUCUCUACAGAUAUACCACCUACUAAUUCUUUGGCAUUGUCCUCCUCCAAUAAUCUGGUCAACCUAAUUAUCUCAGUCGAGGAUACAGGUUGUGGCAUCCCCGUUGAAGCGCAGCCUCGCAUCUUCACUCCCUUCAUGCAAGUGGGUCCUAGAAAUGGAGGCACGGGCAUAGGACUGAGCAUAAGCAAGUGCUUGGUUGGCUUAAUGAAUGGGGAGAUUGGAUUUGCUAGUUUGCCCAAACUUGGCUCUACCUUUACAUUCACUGCCACUUUUAGCAAUGGUUGCUCAAGUUCUAAUGAAAUAAAGAACAAACUAUUGAAAAAUCAAAUUAAUUUAGCAUCGGCUGAGAUUCAAGGCAUGACAGCAUUGAUUAUAGACCCAAGACAAGUUCGAGUGAAGGUGGCUAGAUAUCAUUUCCGUCGACUUGGUAUCAAUGUCGAAGUAGCUUCAGAUUUGAACCAAGGUUUUGCUAUUAUCAGUACCGGAAAGCCGUGCAUUGAUAUGGUGCUUAUUGAACAGGAAGUGUGGAACAAGGACUUCAAAGAGGACUCCUUAUUGAUCAAUAGAUUGAAAAGUGUCAAGAAUGGGAGAAAGCCGCCUAAAUUUUUUCUUUUAACUAAUAGUAUAAGUUGUGCUAGAAUGAAUUAUGCUGCUAGUGGUGUUGAUAAUCCUUGUAUCAUCAUGAAGCCCCUGAGGGCAAGCAUGGUGGCUGCAUCAUUGCAACGAGUCAUGGGUGUUGGAAACAAAGGAAACACCCCCAACGGACAGCUGCCAAUAUUACCACUCAUCCAUCUUCUUCGUGGGAGAAAAGUUCUUGUUGUAGAUGACAAUAGUAUCAACCUCAAAGUGGCUGCUGGCGCUUUAAAGAAGUAUGGAGCUGAGGUCGAUUGUGUAGAUAAUGGCAAAAUAGCUAUCGAGAAGCUUUCACCACCACAUGAUUUUGAUGCCUGCUUCAUGGACAUCCAGAUGCCAGAGAUGGAUGGAUUUGAGGCUACUAAAAGAAUCCGUGGAAGAGAGCAUUAUGUCAAUGAGCGUAUCCAACAUGGUGAAGCAACAACUGAAGCCUUUGCAAACAUUUCUCACUGGCAUGUGCCUAUUUUGGCCAUGACUGCAGAUGUUAUCCAAGCUACUCAAGAGGAAUGCCUAAAGUGUGGAAUGGAUGGGUAUGUCUCAAAACCAUUUGAAGCGGAACAGCUUUAUCGUGAAGUGUCACGCUUUUUCAGCGAAAACACAUCACAAUGAGUAGGCCUCUUAACUUCUCAGAGAGUUCCUCAGACGACACAAGCGCAAGCUUCUUGCCUGCUGGAUGCUUCAGGAUUCAUAAUUGGUCUUCUAUCUUGCAUAAAAAAAAUGAUUGGUUUUACAUUGAGGAUGACACACACCAUACUUGAUCGGUAACACAUAUGAUUACUUUUGCCGGUACUAACAUAUUUAUAAGAUUCUUUCCAACGUGAGCUAGCGUGUAGAAUGAAUGAAAUCCCGAGGUUAGUGAAGGGCCUUCUCGAACCUUUUUUUUUGAGUUCAUAGCUCUUCAAUGGCUUUGGAAGGAUUAGCAUGACACGGCUCUGGUGCCCUGAUCCUCAUUUGGAUUGUAUCUGAGUUUUUACUUUUUAGCUCCUCUCGAAGGGCGUUUGGAAGGAUUUUCAUUUCUCGGGUUGGUGCCGUGAUCCACAAAUGGAUAAUAUAUGUUUGUAUCAUAUAGGUUAGAGUUUGCAUAUUGACAGAGCGUGUAAAGGAUGCGCCAUGUAUAGAUUACUCGAAUAAAAAAGACUUAGAUUAUCCUGUAAUAUAGUGUCACAUUUCCUUUACUCACUGAAUUUGUGAUAGGGAGGAGAAAUAGUCAUAUAUAAACAGCAUUCGAAUGUAACUAUUGAAUCUGUAUGCUCUAGUACAGUUUGUGAGUUGUAUAUAUUCGAAUUUUAGUUUAGAAAUGUGAGUAAAUUCUGGUGA
Beta vulgaris subsp. vulgaris (sugar beet) is the source of this 4733-nucleotide messenger RNA. RefSeq names its product histidine kinase 3. The record is from RefSeq and is a predicted model, not a curated record. The transcript has 11 exons. Gene Ontology annotation, biological process: phosphorylation; phosphorelay signal transduction system. Bases 915 to 4025 code for a protein of 1036 amino acids. Gene Ontology annotation, molecular function: phosphorelay sensor kinase activity. Lineage: Eukaryota; Viridiplantae; Streptophyta; Magnoliopsida; Caryophyllales; Amaranthaceae.